AUGGCUGCGAGCAAUAGUCCUCAACUUUGCGCAGAUGCUGCGGCAUACCCCGUGGAAUCAGAUGGGACAUCGAAGACCCUCAAAUAUCAUCUACUUGGCCCUUCAUUGACCAAAGCUGGCCAAGAGAAAGUGGACCAAAGUAAAGUAUCAGAAAUUAUUUACAAUGCCUCCAGAGGUUCAAAAUUCUUUAACCGGGAGGAGGUUAGAGACCAAGUUUUAACAAAAAAGAUUGAACAAAUUCUUGCAAGAAAACGUCAGCUUGAACAGGCGGACCUCACCCAGGAACUCCGAAAUGCGGAUCGCGUUAUUCAUGAGUUCGAACUGUCAAGAGACCUUACCCAACAUAUUGUUCACAUUGACUGCGAUGCCUUCUAUGCAGCCGUAGAACAAUUAGAACGUCCUGAGCUCAAAGACGUACCGUUUGCUGUUGGCGGAGGUGUGUUAACGACGUGCAACUAUGUUGCAAGACAAUUCGGGUGUCGAUCCGGCAUGGCUGGUUUUGUGGCGAAAAAGCUGUGCCCUUCUUUGAUUCUGAUUAAGCCAAGCUUUCCGAAAUACACAGCUAAAGCCCAGGAGAUUCGAGAGAUUCUUGCAGAUUACGACCCACGGUUUGAAAGUGCAAGUAUAGAUGAAGCCUACCUCAACAUAACCGAGUACUGCCACGACCAAGAUGCCACUCCGGCUGAAGUCAUUGAGCAAAUGAGACGAGAAAUCUACCAAAAAACAGAUAUAACAGUGUCAGCCGGCAUUGCCGCAAACACAAAACUUGCGAAGAUCUGCUCAAACAUGAACAAACCGAAUGGCCAGUACGUGCUACCGUCCGAUCGUACAUCCAUCAUGGCAUUCAUGAGAGACUUGCCAACCAGGAAAGUAAAUGGUAUUGGUCGCGUGCUUGAACGUGAGCUUUUGGAGCUCGGUGUGAGAACCUGCGGCGAUAUAUACGAUCAAAGGAAAUAUCUCAACAUGUUGUUUGGGGACAAAACUUUCGAGUUUCUGAUCGGCUGCUACCUUGGACUUGGCCGUACGAAGAUACAACCUGCCGAGGAAUACGAGCGAAAGAGCAUCGGAACGGAGAGCACGUUUCGAGAGUUGUCGGAUUCUGUGAAAUUAAGGGAGAAGUUGCGAUGGACAGCCGAGGAACUAGAAAAAGAUAUGGAAAGAGCUCAUUGCAAAGGCCGAACUCUCUGCUUGAAGAUAAAACUACAUACGUUCGAGGUCUUUACCCGACAGGUUGUAAUGCCGCGGGCCAUAUGCUCUGCUGAUGAGCUGUACAACUUUUCUCUACCGAUUCUCACAAAGCUCGAGCAAGAGAUACCAGCUAUGAAACUUAGACUAAUGGGAUUGCGAUGUACGCAUCUUGUGAGCACCAAAAAGCCAGACACAAUGGCUUUCUUUGGUCUCAGAAGAAAGGAAAUGACUCGUACGGGAGACCAGUGUCAGCCCAACCAGAAUUUAGAGAGCCAAAUAACGUACGACAAGACCGAGGUAUUGGAAAGCCUACCCGCUGAAGAUUACAUCCCAAGCGUGGCGUCUGGUCAAUUAUGCAAUAAUCAAAGCUUUGAGAGCUCCAAACUUGGCAGACAUGGUAAGGAGGUUGUACCUAAUCCCAACAAACAUGGGCUGGAUAGAAGAGAAGAGUGGUGGGACUGCCCUAUUUGCUUUCGGCCACAAGAGGCUAAUGAAAAGACGUUUAACAACCACAUUGACCUUUGUUUAUCGCGGAAGACGAUACGAGACGCAGUUCAGUGUCAGAUACCAAUGAAGGCAGUGGCGGUUCAGCCUGAAUUGAAGCGGCUGUCUCUGAACAAGAAGAAGGAAAAGGUUCUUCCAGGAGAUCCAAAGCAGAAAAGGCUUUCGUUUGGAUGA
Molecule: messenger RNA, 1866 nt
Organism: Metarhizium brunneum ARSEF 3297
Lineage: Eukaryota; Fungi; Ascomycota; Sordariomycetes; Hypocreales; Clavicipitaceae
Gene: mug40
Product: DNA polymerase kappa
Biological process (GO): error-prone translesion synthesis
Cellular component (GO): nucleus
Molecular function (GO): damaged DNA binding; DNA-directed DNA polymerase activity
Source: RefSeq, a predicted model, not a curated record